Messenger RNA from Mycena citricolor, 6431 nucleotides. The record is from the annotation of a GenBank genome assembly. NCBI's taxonomy places the organism in Eukaryota, Fungi, Basidiomycota, Agaricomycetes, Agaricales, Mycenaceae.
AGAACUCUCGCUCUCUCUCCCAUCAUCUGCAACAACUCUAAUCCCCCUUCUCACCUCCGUUGAAAUGGCACCUCACCCUGACCUGUAUCGCUUUUUCGCUCUCAACUCCGAGUGGGCCAAACGCGUCGAGUCCCAAGAACCCACCUUCUUCAAGGAGAGCGCAACGGGACAGUCCCCCAAACUGCUAUGGAUCGGUUGCUCCGACUCCCGUGUUCCCGAAUCCGUCGUCACAGCCGUGCGCCCCGGAGAGAUUUUUGUGCACCGUAACAUUGCAAAUCAAUUCCAUCUCGAAGACAACAGUGUGCUCUCCGUCCUUACCUACGCGGUGGACCAUCUCGGCGUGGAACAUGUUGUCGUUGUCGGGCACACCGAAUGUGGAGGCGCGGCGGCUUGCUUCGGUGCGGCUUGCUCCCCGCAGUUCUCGGCUAGCGCGCCAUCGUGUGUCAUAGACCCUGGACUGUCGGCGGAUGCGCCGUUGAACCAGUGGCUAACACCGCUGACAAAGCUCGUCGCCUCCCUAAAAUUAUCGAGUGUGCCCAAGGAUGAAGCCAUGCCGGUCAUCGUGGAGGAAAAUGUGAAAGCCCAGGUGGCCAAUCUCGCCCAGGCAGAGACUGUGGUCAAUGCCUGGGCAAACAAGAGCAAGAAGGGCAAGGACAUCUGGAUCCAUGGCUGGGUGUACGACCUGGCCAAGGGCGAGCUGCGUGACCUGGGGGUCUCACAAGGCCCCGCCAGCAAGUAAAUUAGAUUUCAGUAGAUUAGAAUCAGAGAAUGUCAACAUGAGGCGGUCCAGAUGCGGCUUUACGCAUCUAUAUUCAGAACCAUGUCAUCAUCAUCAUCCACUCUCGUCCAGAUCGCGUCCUACAACACGAACCUUCAGGGAGACAAUGGUGUCCCUCAAGAUCUUGUGGAUUGGCUGAACCCAACCUUCCAAGCAAGUCUCCUCAUUUCUGACGCACCAGCGAACGGCCGGUAUGUCUCCUCGCGGCUUAUCUACAGGCGGCGGCUCAAUAGCUCAGAUAUCAUUGCUGUUGGAUUUCAGGAGUUGUUGCCUCUGUACCUCGGCCUCUCUGGUCUCUCCAAUAAAGUCAUCAAUAACCGCAACGCGCACAUCUUGGAGCAAAUCGAAGCGCACAGCAAGGAACGUUAUGCACUUAUCGCCAAAGUCGUCAACGGUGGUGUAGCCCUAUUAGUCUACGCGCGCGACGCAGGGAUUGCCCGGACCGCGUGUGAUGUUCAAACGAGCUGGACAGGGUCUGGACCAGCGUACAUGGGCAACAAGGAAGAUGGCCCUGACGCUCUGGACAGCUUUGUCUGUGCUCAUUUGACUGCUCACGCUGAGAAGCUGUCGAAUCGAAUUGCGGACUGGAACCACAUUGUCGGCACGUUGCUCUUCGACGGCCGUUCGACCCUGUACGAAACGUCGCACCUCUUCGUCCUGGGUGACAUGAACUUCCGGGUCGUUCUUCCUGCAGACCAUCCACUCAAGGGGGCGACUUCUGCGACGCUCGGACAGGCCCUCUCCACGCAUUCGGUGCGGGAGAACCUCAAAGAGUUUGAUCAACUGUUGUGCGAGCGCCGCAAACCGGGAAGCAGAUUAUUUGUAGGAUUACGGGAGAGCGAGUUCUGGGGAUUCAAAUGCAGCUACAAAUACUAUAUUGGGGGGGUGGAUCACUACAGUGAAAAACGAACCCCUUCGUGGACAGAUCGGAUAUUGUACACAACGUACACGGAUUCGCCGGACGUUGCGGAUGGAUCUACGAUCACCAACCUGCUGUAUACAAGCAUACCAGGAUAUACCACUUCAGACCAUAAACCCAUCGUCUCUCUUCUCCUUUUGCCCCCGACCAGCACGUCACACAGAGACAGCGCACCGUUAAUUCGUCUUCCUGACUCCUACCUCCCGAUGCCCGAUUCUGCGGCCAACCGCAAGCGCUACACCGGCCGGGUCAUCGACAGGAUAGUGGGCCGCAUCUGGUGGCUGCUCACCAUCUUGGGCGCCGGGUCUGCUGUUGUGGGCAUCUUCAACUUUAUUAUCGGACUCGGCGCCUGGGGAUGGUGGCGUACUCUGAAGACACAGACUACGGAUGUUUGAAUGGGGUUUACAAUAAUGUAUUGGUCUUAUUUAGGGUAAGUAGGGUACAUAGCAGGAUUACUUAUGUAAACACGCACGCACAUCAUCUGAUCAACUCGAAUGCACUCGCAAAGCUCAUCAUGAUGGUGCCCUACCUCACGGAUACAUCUUCCUCCAGUUGGUCUUACAUCUCCGAAGGUGGUGCAACGAUCGUAUUCGCGUACAAGGGAGACCCAAACCCAACUUUCGAGCGAACCGUGCUUCGUUUGAAAAAGCGUAAACACACUCAAAUCAACCACCGCUCAGAAGAUGUCGACAAAGCCACUGCUGCGAGUCUCGAAUUCUAUAGGCAAUGCAUGACGCGUCUCGUACCACUGGAGCAUCUGCCACGCAUGGAAUGCGUAGAGCUAGGGUCUACGGGCAGAGCUUGGCUCGAAAAUCUAUCUCUCACUUGCGAACCUCUUCGGCCUCCCAGACGGCGGAAAAUAGACAGUAUCGACACUCAUGCUACCACUGCGACUAUCGCCACUGAUCUCAUAGGAAGUGCGCAGAUAGCGGUCGAAAUCAAGCCCAAAUGGGGCUUUCUUCCUUCGCCGACCUAUCUUUCCGAGGCAUCAAAGCCUGCCAAGACUGGGACGUGCCGUUUCUGCAUGCACUCGCGCGUCAAAGCGCGAGAAUCGGCGAUGCCCGUUGCGUUGGAAUAUUGCCCAUUGGACUUGUAUUCGGCGGACGAGGCGAGGGUCAUGAGGGCGUUAGGUGGCCUCUGGGAUGCGUGGACCAGGACGAGCGGAGCGAUCAACAACUUCCGGGUGUUUGCUGAGGGGCAACCUGUCGAUCCCUGCGAGACAUCUGUCCUGAGCAGUCUCCUUGAACACAGCGAUCUGGAUAUCAAACAUGUGAUGGUCUCGCUGCUCUGCGAAGUGUUCCAGAACACGCAUAUCCUGGACACGCUAUCCCGGCUUCAACGCACUUUAGAUCCUCUCGACAUGGAAGGUCUCAAGAAAAUCUUGAGCCCAAUUGAUUUGCCCGGUGACGAUCCCAGUACUGCUGAAUGGACUGUUUUCAUUUCACAAUACCUAUCAAAUCCACCACCUGCGGUCGAAGCUACUAAUUCGCGUUACUACAUACUUGCUUACCUCCUUUCCGCGACUUUCAAGGACUGCUCGAUCAUCGUGCAGCUCCCGGAGGGAGUCGCGACAAUAAUUGAUCUCGACGUCAAAUCCAUCCACUCGUUAGAUAAAUGGGAGCAGUUGGAUCGAGAGAUCGUAGAUACAUAUUGUACUCUCGACCCGGAACAUCGGAAAUUCUGUUUCGAAUGACGGACUUGGAGGACAAGCAGGGAAUUUAACAAUCGUUGAGCGUGACCAGAGCAGGUGGCGCGUGAAUUACGAUCAUCCCUUCACUGGAAAAUGUUCCAACUUUGAUGUCCUCCACAAUAUGCUUGAGCUCUCGGAAAAUCUUAGCCUUUUCGGGGCGCUGGUCGACGUGAGAGUAGUAAAGAAAUAUGGGCGUCGACAAACCUGGAAUUGUGUGACAAGCCCUGAAGUACUAGGCGCUGCGAAGAACACGGUCUCGGAAACAGAUCCCGAGUCGUGCACCAUUUUGUAUGGGCGCAGGCCCCAUGAUUUCGCCCCGCUAGUAUCGGGCGGGAUGCCCAGAUGUGCAUCCAGGAUCUUCGAGAUGGCCAACCCGACAAAGCACACCGCCCGAGGCCUGUAGCGUGCGAUCUUGGCAAGGAAUAUAGGGGCAUUGGCCAACUGCUCCGAUUUCGAUAGCUCUGUUUGCUGAAUUUCGAAGGAUCAAUAUGGGAGAGUUUGAUCCUGACUUCCCAGAUACCUGGAUAGUGGGGCGAUCAACCAAGUUUGUAAGACCAAGCGAGAAGCGAUCGGGUAGAAAUUGGCUGUCGCUCGGCGGAAGUUGUGUAUCCGUUAAACCUAGGGACUUAAUCAGUGCUCACAAUGCGAAUGUGAGGGUCAGAUGUACCGGAUUGAUGCAGACACCUUACAACCAGUGACGAUCUGGUUUAGUAUUAGAAGGGUGCCCGCGGUGUGAGCUUACCACCAAAAGUGGUUUGAACGGUUCCCGUAGUGAUGGCCUGUCUCUGCAGACAUCUUGCCCGGACUGGCCUCUUGCUUAGACGUGAACAGUGUCACGGAUUCCGAUGUACAUACUUGAUACCACAGAAAAUGACUGCUCCGAGUGGUUAGCUAACGCUCGGGAAGUAGAUCCAAGCUGUGAUCACCAUCGAGUUCGCCUUUGAGAUGGUCGGGAACAGAGUUCAGAUGAGCAUACACUUCAGGAGGAGCAUACGGUCGCGUUCGAUUCUUUGUCGGAGAACCCGUUUUUGCGACGUGCUUUCGAUUCUGGAUUGGCAAGCGAGAUGAAGAGGGCACAGAAGAUUUGUACAGCGGUGUUGCGAGGGCUUCAUUGUCUCGACUAUGCAAGGUUCGUUUAGUUGAACGUCGAUCUCUAUCAAGGGACUGAAAGGAGAAUUGUGCAAUAGAGGAGCGGAAUUUUUCUGCGGAAUCAGAGGGUUCUUCGGUGUCAGAGUCCAUCAGUAGUAGCGGUAGAAUCCCAAGUGUGCAGUGUGGCCCUACAGGCCACCGACUCGGAAUCCAGUGUUCCGCUUCGGCGAAGAGGUGCGGUGAUGCCAUCAAAGCUAGGAGUCAUCAGUCUUGCUGGAAGAGACCUCCGAGUCUUUCAACUCGACCAGCACAUUCGACGCGAUUCGGACGCGUCCUAACCACCCAUCCUUCAAGGGACCAAUUUUCGAGGCCAUUCGUGCUCGUUUCUAAACCUCUGUGCAAGCCUUCUGUCGCAGAACUCAGUUUUGCUUUUACUGCGGUUUGUGUCCCGGGAUUAGUGCGGACCAGUUUCUUAAGGCCGAUACCCAACUAUGUUACGGACUAUUCCGACCCUUCGUGGCAGCAUUCCGAUCUACCGACGACCCAGCUCCCUGUCCCCCUAUUCGCGGGGGUUUUCGAUGGGUUUCCGUGCCAGGAGCGAAAUGCAGAAAAUUGUCGUUGCGAAUCCUGUCGUCGAACUCGACGGCGAUGAGAUGACGCGUAUCAUCUGGAAGAAGAUCCGUGAAGAGCUCAUCCUUCCGUAUCUCCAACUCGACAUCAAGUAUUUCGACCUUGGGCUAGAGGCCCGUGAUGCGACGAAUGACCAGAUUACCGUGGACUCGGCCAAUGCGAUUCUCGAGCACAAAGUCGGCAUCAAGUGCGCGACGAUCACUCCAGAUGAGGCCCGUGUCCAGGAGUUUAAACUGAAGGAGAUGUGGAGGAGCCCGAACGGUACUAUUCGUAACAUCCUGGGCGGAACGGUCUUCCGUGAGCCAAUCAUUCUUGAACGUAUCCCAAAACCUAUUCCUGGCUGGGUCAAACCGAUUGUUAUCGGGCGACAUGCAUUCGGUGAUCAAUACCGAUCGACGGACUUCAUUGCCCCCGGUCCGGGCAAACUGCAGAUGGUGUACACACCCGCCGAUGGAUCCCCUGCGACGACUUUGAAUGUGUACGACUUCGUUGGGCGUGGAGUGGCUAUGUCCAUGUACAACACUGACGAGUCUAUCACUGGGUUUGCCCACGCUUCAUUCAAAAUGGCUUUGUCGAAGAAGAUGCCUCUGUUCAUGUCGACGAAGAACACGAUUCUCAAGAAGUACGAUGGACGAUUCAAGGAUAUCUUCCAAGAAAUCUACGACAGCGAGUACCAGUCGGCCUUCGAGGCAGCUGGAAUCUACUACGAGCACCGUCUCAUCGAUGAUAUGGUCGCGCAGGCUAUCAAGUCGUCUGGUGGGUUCGUUUGGGCAACCAAGAACUAUGACGGCGACGUGCAGAGCGAUAUCCUGGCGCAGGGCUUCGGUAGCCUGGGAAUGAUGACGAGCGAGCUUAUCACACCAGACGGUGGUAUCAUCGAGAGCGAGGCUGCCCAUGGUACUGUCACCCGUCACUACCGCGAAUACCAGAAAGGAAACGAGACCUCGACGAACCCGGUAGCCUCGAUCUUCGCAUGGACUCGCGGUCUGCUGCACCGUGCUAAACUUGACAAAAACGAGCCUCUGCGCGCAUUCUGCGAAGCACUCGAGGCAUCUUGCAUCGAAGUCAUCGACAAGGACGGGGUCAUGACAAAGGAUCUUGCUCUUGCCAUCCACGGGAAAGAAAUGAAGCGCGAACACUGGGUUGUCACUAACGUGUACAUGGACAAAGUCAAGGCUAAGCUUGACGAGAAGUUGGUGGCUGCCGCUAAGCUCUAGUCGUGCUGAUCUAUGUAGUAAAUACAUGCUCAUAAUCGAAUCAAGUCAACUGAGUCCAUGGAUGACAAGGGCUAUGUACUACAGUCCUGGUUGUGAUCUAACUAUGCU